Messenger RNA from Fomitopsis serialis, 2244 nucleotides. RefSeq lists its product as uncharacterized. The transcript has 6 exons. Gene Ontology annotation, molecular function: chitin deacetylase activity. The record is from RefSeq and is a predicted model, not a curated record. Gene Ontology annotation, biological process: carbohydrate metabolic process. Bases 410 to 1810 code for a protein of 466 amino acids. NCBI's taxonomy places the organism in Eukaryota, Fungi, Basidiomycota, Agaricomycetes, Polyporales, Fomitopsidaceae. Gene Ontology annotation, cellular component: membrane.
UUUUUUUUGUCAGUGGGUGGAAUUUGUGGGUAUGACAAAGGGCCGAAAGGAGACCGGUGACGGUGGUGGCUGGAAUGGGCGUCUAUGGGCGGCCGAGGGCGUUGAGGUCGAUCAGCCGAGGGCAAGUGUGAGACGGACCUCCUCUCUCACACCGCACAGCAGAGGAUGCACACCGAGCGCGAAAGGCCUGCAGGCAUGGCAGGGGCCGUGUCGGCGGGAGACCGGCAGGCAGCGUGUGGCAGGCGAGAUGAUUAUCACAGCUGCGGACGGACGGACGGGCAAGCCUGUGGUGAGUCUGUUGUUGAACAGCACCACUAAGUCCGUGUGAAGCGUUGCCCGCUGCUGGUUUUUCAACGGGGCCUGUAGCUUUUCUUUCUUCCUCAGAACCGUCACGACCCGGCCUUCCGCCAUGAAGUGUUUCUCCCUCCCCGUCUUCCUCCUCCCCACGCUCGUCGCCGCCCACAACGCCGCCAACCAUCAUGCACGACAGGCCGCGUCGAGCACAAGCGGAGCAGCCGCUGCGUCCUCGGUGGUAGCGAGCGGGUCAGCGGGCUCUGCUCUCCCGUCAACGGUGACGUUCUCUUUCAUUUCUACCAACCCCACCGCCAUCCCUCUCUCCGAGAUCAGGACCGGCACUGCCCAGACACAGUCGACCAUCGCCCUCUCGACAACGUACCAAGCCAGUGCGACGCAGACCUACGUCCCCAAUGCCCCCGGCCUCCCGUCCGCCUUGCCCGUCCCGUCAAACUACCCCACGCUCGACAAGACCCCGCCGACCGACUCCGACGAAGUCCAGCAAUGGAUCCAGGAGGUUAUGAACUCAGGCGUCGACAUCCCCGACAUCCCCGUCACCAACCCCGGUGCCUGCGCUAACAACACCGCCGCCGUUGCCAACGCCUCCACCAACUGCUGGUGGACCUGCGGCGGCUGCACGCGGUCCACCGACGUCGCCUCCUGCCCGACCAAGAACGCGUGGGGUGUCUCCUACGACGACGGACCCUCGCCCUACACCCCGAACCUCCUCCAGUACUUCGCCCAGCAGGACCUCCGCGCCACAUUCUUCGCGAUCGGCUCCCGCAUCAUGGAGCGCCCUGCCAUCCUCCAGGACGAGUACAUGAGCGGCAACCAGGUCGCCGUCCACACGUGGAGUCACCCGUACAUGACGACCAAGACGACCCCGCAAGUCAUCGCCGAGCUCGGCUGGACGAAGAAGCUCAUCAAGGACACCCUCGGCGUCACUCCCGUCUACUGGCGACCGCCCUACGGUGAUAUCGACGACCGCGUGCGCGCCAUCUCGACCGCGAUGAACCUGAUACCCAUCGUCUGGACGCGCAUCAGCUCCUCGCAGACGUUCGACACCAACGACUGGGACAUCCCCGCGGGCACGACGAACGUCUUCCAAGUGCUCGACAACUGGGCGGCGAUCAUGGACAACUCGACGAAGAUCGACACGGGCUUCAUCGUGCUCGAGCACGACCUCUACGAGCAGACCGUCGACGUCGCGACGGGCUACAUCCUCCCGCAGGCGCUCGCGCACACGCCCAAGUACAACAUGACGCCGAUCGUCGAGUGCCUCAACGAGCCGCUCGCGAACGCGUACCUCGAGACGAACGACAACUCGAGCCACCCGCUCCCGCUUGCGUCGGUGCAGGCGACCCAUACGGGGUCUUUGUCCGCUGGAGCGUCAAGCACUGGUGGCAGUAGCUCUGGGAACAGCAGCGGCAGCCUGAGCAAGGCGAACGUCGGUUCUGUGCUAUUGACUGCGAUAAUGGGGUCCAUCCUGGCCGUGGUCGCCCUUACCCUCCACUGAUAGCCCGUUCCGCUACCAGAACGUUAUCUUCUUGAGUUAUUGUUACAUACCGCUGAGCGCUAUAAUGAGCGUACGGACCUGACACCUUGCUUAGCUAUUCCACUCUCCCGAGACGAUUUUACGCACAUUUCCAUGUACUUGGCUGGCUGACUGACGUCCCAGUGACCAUCAUGCACCCCAGUUGUACUGGACUUUCCAGUCCUUGUGAAUAACUUCCACCUGAUGCUGUGCCAUUCCUUUGUACACUGCCGCUCAUGCUGUGAGACUGUCCAGUAAUGUAAUGCUAGUCUUAUUGCACUGAAGCUGUGAUAAUCAGGAGCCUUUUCAGGUGCUCUGCGAGUGCUCAUCCUAGUCCUCGAGGGGACUUUGUGUGUAACUUCCGGUGCUGGUGAAUGAAUUUAUCGAUCUUUUCCGAUUGAAAGAUUCCAAACAGG